Lineus longissimus is the source of this 5262-nucleotide messenger RNA. RefSeq names its product tubulin polyglutamylase ttll6-like. Gene Ontology annotation, cellular component: cilium. Lineage: Eukaryota; Metazoa; Nemertea; Pilidiophora; Heteronemertea; Lineidae. Gene Ontology annotation, molecular function: tubulin binding; tubulin-glutamic acid ligase activity. The record is from RefSeq and is a predicted model, not a curated record. Bases 117 to 3086 code for a protein of 989 amino acids. The transcript is spliced from 21 exons. Gene Ontology annotation, biological process: protein polyglutamylation; microtubule cytoskeleton organization.
UUUCAAAAUGGUUGCGGGUGGUUUGGAAGUGUCAGCGGAGUUUAUUUUUGGUUCAUUUACGGCCUGAUAAUGUCUUAGUUUUCCACUAUCCCACUUAUAAGAACAGGACUUGCACAAUGGACAGGGGCCAAAUCUUUGGUAACCUUGAAGUUGACAAUGACUCUCUCAGUGGUGAAAGUUCUGGAUCUGAUUCAGAGAGUGAUGUUGAGGGACAGUCUGAACCUAUCACUGUCAGAGAAAAUGAAACAAGUGAAAGACAGCUGACAUUAUUCGAUGAUGAUAAUGACAACCCUUUACUGCCCUUGCCCCCUGAAUACGAUGGAGAAGGUGAUGGUAUCCUUAUUGAGGAUGAUGAAGGAGAGGCUGCAUUAAGUGAUACCGAAAAAGCAUUAGAAACAGGCAAGAAAAAAGGACAGACAAGUGAAGAUAGACCAGAAACUGAUUCAGAAGAGAAACCUAAGAAAAAGAAAAAGAAGAAAAAAAAAUUUCUGUCCAUCUGUUUGAGCAACUGCAAGUAUGAUUCAGUGCGGCGUGUUUCGCGGAGGUAUGGUUUCAAGGAGUGCGGAGAUGAUGAGGACUGGAACAUGUUCUGGACAGACUUCUCGGUUGCGCUUGAGCGAGUCAUGGAUAUGAAGAAGUAUCAGAAAAUCAACCACUUCCCGGGCAUGAGUGAAAUCUGCCGCAAGGAUUUACUUGCCAGAAAUAUGAACCGGAUGUUAAAGUUAUUUCCCAAGGAUUUCAAUGUCUUCCCCAAAUCAUGGUGUCUUCCCUCCGAUUACGGUGAUCUAAUGGCGUAUUCCCGCCAGAAGAAACACAAGACAUACAUUCUGAAGCCAGAAAGUGGGUGUCAGGGCAAAGGCAUCUGGCUCACCAAGAACGUGAAGGACAUCAAACCACAUGAGCACAUGGUCUGCCAGCAGUACCUGGGCCGGCCCUUCUUGAUUGAUGGCUUCAAGUUUGAUUUCCGAAUCUACACAGUAGUAACAUCGUGUGACCCAUUGCGGAUAUUCAACUUCAAGGAUGGCCUGGCAAGAUUUGCCACAACCAAGUAUUAUGAACCUACCAAUCACAAUACGGAAAACGUGUACAUGCAUUUAACCAACUAUGCCAUCAACAAGCAUAGUCAGAACUUUGUCAGGGAUGACGAAGCAGGCAGCAAAAGGAGAAUCACCACCAUUAACAGAUGGUGGAAGGAAAAUGGCUACAAUGUUGACAAAAUCUGGGCAGAUGUGGACGAUGUGAUUAUCAAAACGUUAAUCUCAGCUCAUCCCAUCCUGAAGCAUAACUAUCGGACGUGUUUCCCUAACCAUGUGCGGGGAAGUGCCUGCUUCGAGAUCCUUGGCUUUGAUGUGAUGUUUGAUAAGAAACUCAAGCCAUAUGUAGUUGAGGUGAACCAUUCGCCAAGUUUCCACACUGAUGCCAAACUAGACAAAGAGAUUAAGGAGGCAUUGUUAUGGGACACCCUGAACGUUGUCAACUUCGGUGCUGUCGACAAGAAGAAGUGUAUAGAAGAGGAGAGAAGAAAGAUCAAAGAUCGACUUUUUGCCAGACAAAACAAGAAAGAAACGAAGGAGGAUUUGGACAAGGAGGCUGCAAAGUUCAUGGAAUACCAAGAAAGCUAUGAGGACGCUCACAUGGGUAACCUACGGCGUAUCUACCCUGCCGAAGGAACAGAGAAGUAUGACAAGUACUUCCAGCACAGUGGCUCCCUCUUCCAGGAAACAGCAGCAUUCAAGGCUCGGUCGGAAGCUGCACGGCUACAAAGGGAAGAAAUCAUAAAAAAACAAGAAAAACUUGAGUGCAUGUUGAAGGGGAAGAAGCGAGAUGGACUGCGGCCUGAGAGUCCUGGUGGGCGCCGACGACGGAGCCGGGUGCCCAGCAAACCGCUGAACCAGAUGAGGCGACUGAGUGGAUCUCGCGCUGAGUUGGGCCAAGCAGAUACUCUGACGAGAUUAGGCACUCUACAUUAUGCCUUUAAUCCAUCUUUUCAACUUUGCCAGUCCAAGGAUAACAUGUCCUAUGAAGAACCCGUCGAUACCCUCAAACCCAUGGAGAUCUUGGAGGAGGAGGAACUUGAGCGAAUCAGCUCUCUCUUGCAGCGCGACAAUCUUGUCCGUGGUCUUGGCAUUGUCGAGCAUGUCUACCGUCUGCUUCACUGCACGCCGGGAACCAUGGGAUAUCUGAAAGGACCGGAGCCACCUCGGCAGUACAAUUUCUCUGCGAUGAGUUUAAAGUCUGCAGGAUCAGUUCGGCGUCUUUUCAUGAACAAAGCUAUGGAAGAGCUGACAAGCCGGACGAAUCAUCUGUCUGUGAACGAUCACAGUCACAUGAUAUCAAGUACCUUCAACAUCCAGUCGGCACAAGGGCGUGCAAAUAGCCAGGUGUCGCAGCCGCCUGUUUAUGGUGCUCAGUGGCAGUCGCAGCGAGCCAAGGGCAGUAGUAUAGGCCAGUAUGGAGUAGGCUCUCUUCAGAGGCAACAGCAACAGCUCCAUCAGCGAUAUGUGGCGAAUAAAAAGCCGACGUAUCCGAGUCAGCGGAAUCAAGGACUGAUGCCGGAAUCUGAGUAUCGUACUAUCAAUAACAUGAUGGAAGAUGAGAAAAGUCGUGUUUAUGCUCAAAAUAACUGGAAGACGGACCCAAUGAAUAAUGGGUCAGUGACGCAGCCAGGGAGGCGUACACAUAGUGCUAGCUCCAAUACUGGGAGGCGAGAACCUGCUUCCAAAUUUAACCCGCGUGGUUUGAUGCAGCCCCUUGGCAUUGCGAGCACCCCACCUACCACCCAGCUGUCGGCCGUACCCUUCUACCAGUCCAUCUAUCCAAUACAAAACGCACUAAAAGGUGGCAUUCCUCCGCCGAUUGGCUCACAGAACCUUUCCGUUGUGUCUGCACCUGCACCUGUUGUCCAGCGGCCUGAGUUAUCCUCGGCGGGGACAAAUUCUCUACGCGGCGGGGCGCAACCGGAGGUACAGCAGCCAACAGAUCAGGGAUUACGCUCGACCAAAUCUCAACGGAUUCGUGGUGCAUCUAACAAUGUGAGGCUGAAACAGAUAGAAAUGAGAGAAAAUCAUGCGGUUGUGUUGAGUUGAGUUAACUGUGAUUGAAACAUGGGUAGUUCAUUCAGUCUGCUGAUAAUCAAUGGUUUCCUGUAUACAUCCCAAGAUAGGGCUCGACAAGGCAAGCUGAAUAGUAUUAGUCUUGUGCAUCAAGCCUGGAACGGUCUACUCUUGUGUUGAUAUCCCAUGUGGACACUUACAAAGGUGACCUUUCAGUAAAUCUGUCAUCGAGUUACGGCUGUGGUGGUUGAAGUGUGUUGCAAAUAUGUCAGUGGUCAGACUGAUCAGUGACUUGGCAAUCAUUUGCCGUUGCUUGUAUUUGGGACUGAAGUCUCUUAGGCGUCAGAGGGCUAACUUGAGACGUAUCUUGAAACUGAAUAUAGUUGUAUGCAAUUAACAACAUUGUUGAAUCUGGUGCCUGGAGUUUCAUCACUUUCAUGAGCAUAGUUGAAGUGGCAAGUGGAGAAUCGCAUAGUGUUGUUAUCCUUUGCAGCUGUCAUCUCAGUGCUGUUAUUUAUGGUAGAGAGAAUGUCUCAUUUUGAGUGAAAGGUUUGAGUUGCGAGUCUUUACAGGUAAGAAUUCCAGGUGCUUUGGUGACCUUGUUGAGAUUGCAUGCAAUUCAACAUUGGCUGUGAUACUAGAGAUUUUUUGUAAUUAUAUUGAAUGACAUUGAAUCUGUGUCUCUCUGCAGUGACUGUCAAACCGAAAUGCUACAUUUUCAAGUUGACUAACAGUUGCAUAUAGCAAGUAUGGCGAUAGUAUGUUGAAGUGAGGUGAGGAGUUGUAUGGACAUGGAUGGUAUGGUGCCAAAAUAACCCCUCAGGUUGGAAAGGAGACUUAAGACUUAUCGAACUGAUGGAGUCAGGCGUCACUGAUUGGAUAUGCAAGUUAAGAAUACUAAUCAAACUGUGAAGCGUUGUGAGAGGUCGGUCUGUUACCUUUUGUAUCUGCGCUCUUAUACUGUACAAGUGUACGAUUCAGACGCUCUUCGACUGUAGCACAUUGCUUCACGUUGAGUUUGGUUCAUUUCUUCUAUGCACACUGGCCAAAAACAGUGGGAAAUGUUAUCUUUUUGUAGUACUGUUAUACGAGCUUGGUAUAAAGACUGGUGUACCAUUGAUUAUUUUUAAAGAUAUCUGCUCUAUAUUUUGUAUUUACUGUGAUGACCAAUUCCUUGUUGAAUGGGUACAAUAUUUUCAAAUGAUUCCAUCCACUUUUUAAAUGUAUAACAUAUGCAAUGUCUUACAAACAGAGAUGAUCUGUACUAUGAUAUAGAACUUGUAGAACCUGGUUAUAUUUGGAACAAUUAUGCCAUAUCUGUUUCAAUGGUCAAUUUUAUAUUACACCAAGUUUUUUGGCUGCAAUUGGACAAAAAUAUUAGAGACCAUUCCGUCCAGUUGCCAGAUUUGUUAAAAAUCUUUUAAUUUUGUUCAAUAGCUGAAUUAUAUUUUUUAGGUUUCUAUACUGUGUCUACUUUUGUGUAGGGGUUGACAAGAUUGUUUUAAAUAUUCAUUGAUCUUGACACUGUUUUGAGAUGUCAUAACUUGGUAAACCACUGUACAUUUUGUUUUCCUGUUGUUAACAUGUCAUACCUCCGUCCGUAUCCACGCUGUCAAAGGGCAACAUUCUUGUUAUCAGUUGAAAGAAAUAUGCUGUUUAGUUCAUUCAUAUUUCAUUUUAGUACAAAGAAGUCCUGUUUACAAUGACUGUGAAACCAAAAGCCAAAAUGGGUUCCCAGGAAAACUAGCUUCUAUGUUUAGAUUUAUGAGGAAGAGCUGAUGUGAAGGACCCUUUCUUGAGAUGGACAAUGCUCUACUGGCUGAACUGUUCAACUGUUUGGCUGUAGGAGGGGUCAUCGUUUGUAUUUAUCUCGCUACUUCAUGGGGUUUGUUUGGGAAAUGCCAAAAAGUUACAUGUCUGUUCCAUGUAUGCGUUCUUGUCGGGUCAUUAGUUUGUUUUCUGUAGGUAGAGUGCCAAAUCAUCGUCCAGUGGGGUUUCAUAACAGACUGAAGUUUGGUGUGGAAUAAUUGAUGUUAGACUGGAUUAAAGUAUAUUUAUUGAAUAAAGCUUCUUUUAUGUAUAUUUAAUUACAUUGUAUAUACUUGUUUUUCAAUGUAAAUAUGUCUCGGAAGAUUUGUAAACAGGAAUGAAAGGGUUAAUUUGUAAUUGUACUGGAAUUUUAUAAAUAAAACUUGUUGUCUUCCUGCAA